CCACAAGAACUGAAGCAUGGGUAAUACACUGGAAAGCAUGAGAGAGACUCCUGAUCAGAAUUCCAAAGAGAAAGAAGAAGAGGAUUCAAGAUUUACUUGUGCGAUAUGCAUAGAGCCUGUAUCACAAAACAAGUUAUUCAAGAAUAAGAAGAGAUGUACCCAUCCAUUUUGCUUGGAUUGUAUUGCUAAAUACAUUGAAGUUAAGGUUGAAGAUCACAUAACAGAGAUGAAAUGCCCUGGUUUAAACUGUGAGAAGCUAUUGGACCCUCUUUCUUGCCGUCGGAUCCUUUCUCCACAGGUGUUUGAGAAGUGGUGUGAUGUGCUCUGUAAUUCAGCUGUUCUAAGGUGUGAGAGAGUAUACUGCCCUUUCAGUGAUUGCUCAACAUUGAUCUUGAAUGAAUGCAAGGACAAUGUCAGAAGAACAAUGUGCCCCAACUGCAAGAACUUCUUUUGUUUCAACUGCAAGUGUCCAUGGCAUGCAGGUUUCCAAUGCAAUGAAAAUGGAGAAGUGAGAGACAGGAAUGAUAUCCUCUUUGCCAAGCUUGUUGAGAGAAAGAAUUGGACAAGAUGCCCAACCUGCAAUCAAUGUGUGGAGCUACAUACAGGAUGCCUGGUUGUUAAAUGCAGAUGUGGUACAAGCUUUUGUCAUGGUUGUGGAAGGAAGCAAUCUAACCAUUUAUGUUGGUGCAAGAGAAGUUUGAGCAACAAUCUGCCUACAAUUAUUGUCUGUAUCUUGCUCUUUCUCAUUGUCCUUGUUCCAAUGGUAUUAAUUUUUUCUGGUAUUGCAUAA
Molecule: messenger RNA, 790 nt
Organism: Telopea speciosissima
Lineage: Eukaryota; Viridiplantae; Streptophyta; Magnoliopsida; Proteales; Proteaceae
Product: probable E3 ubiquitin-protein ligase RNF217
Exons: 2
Coding region: 17-790 (257 amino acids)
Biological process (GO): positive regulation of proteasomal ubiquitin-dependent protein catabolic process; protein polyubiquitination; ubiquitin-dependent protein catabolic process
Cellular component (GO): cytoplasm; ubiquitin ligase complex
Molecular function (GO): ubiquitin conjugating enzyme binding; ubiquitin protein ligase activity; zinc ion binding
Source: RefSeq, a predicted model, not a curated record